This is a messenger RNA of Hypanus sabinus (Atlantic stingray), 949 nucleotides long. RefSeq lists its product as uncharacterized. Lineage: Eukaryota; Metazoa; Chordata; Chondrichthyes; Myliobatiformes; Dasyatidae. Gene Ontology annotation, molecular function: nucleic acid binding. The record is from RefSeq and is a predicted model, not a curated record. Gene Ontology annotation, biological process: DNA integration. The coding region runs from base 431 to 949 and encodes 172 amino acids. The transcript has 2 exons.
CAGACCAGUAGCAUUCUUUUCUCGCACCCUCCAAGGCUCUGAAAUUCGGCACUCCGCGGUGGAGAAAGAAGCCCAGGCCAUAGUGGAGGCUGUUAGGCACUGGAGGCACUAUCUUGCUGGCAAAAGAUUCACUGUGCUGACCGACCAGCGCUCGGUUGCGUUCCUGUUCAGCAACCAACAGCGGGGCAAGAUCAAAAAUGAUAAGAUUUUGCGGUGGAGGAUAGAACUCUCCACCUACACCUAUGAUAUCCUGUACCGGCCUGGCAGACUCAAUGAGCCCCCUGAUGCCCUAUCCCGGGGAACAUGUGCUAGCACACAGCUCGACCAGCUGUACGCCCUUCAUGCACAACUUUGCCAUCCGGGGGUCACCCGAUUUUACCAUUUUGUGAAAGCUCGGAACCUGCCGUACUCCCUGGAGGACAUCAGGACGAUGACCAGGGACUGCCAAAUUUGUGCCGAGUGCAAACCGCACUUCUACUGUCCUGACACGGCACAACUUGUCAAGGCCACCCGCCCUUUUGAACGCCUGAGUGUUGACUUUAAGGGCCCCCUUCCCUCCACUGACCGCAAUGUCUAUUUUCUCAGUGUUAUUGACAAGUUCUCACGGUUCCCCUUUGCCAUCCCCUGCCCCGACACCACUGCCACGUCCGUCAUAAAAGCCCUGCGCCAGCUCUUCACUCUGUUCGGGUAUCCCUGCUAUAUCCACAGUGAUAGAGGGUCCUCCUUUAUGAGUGAGGAGCUGCGCCAGUACUUGCUAGCUAGGGGCAUUGCUACCAGUCGGACCACGAGUUAUAAUCCCCGGGGUAAUGGCCAGGUAGAGCGGGAGAAUGCCACAGUGUGGAAGGCCACACUUUUAGCCCUUAAGUCCAAAGGGUUGCCGGUCUCUCGGAGCCAACUCUUAGCAAUGGCAGUAACCAGGAUGAAAUUCACCAUCGUCUUCAAUGUGUGA